This is a messenger RNA of Anthostomella pinea, 825 nucleotides long. Lineage: Eukaryota; Fungi; Ascomycota; Sordariomycetes; Xylariales; Xylariaceae. The record is from the annotation of a GenBank genome assembly.
AUGACACCCUCUUUCCUUCACCCUCCCCUCCCCUCCCACUUCCUCGCCUCGCGCCUCGGCGCCGCUGGCAAGACCUACGUCUGCGGACACCGGCUGACCCAUCUCCCGCUCCCGCGGCUCGUAGCCCACUUCCGAGCACCACCUACCAAGCCGCAUGAGGCUGACCAGGACGAGCCAAACUGUGCCGCCUCCCUUCCCCUCCAACAGCCCUGCGCAGCAUGCCAGCUCGCGACAGCCGCCGGCGUCGAGGAGGCCAUUGCGGCACUGCAGUGCGGGCCCGAGGCGCUGGUCGAGCACGAUAUCGUGCAGGCUUUGUCGUUCUCGCUGCUGGAGCUGUACGCGGCGUCUUUGCCCUCGACUGAGUCCGAAUCCGAGUCCGAGUCCGAGACUGAGGAUGGGGAUAGCUUGAACUCCAAGAGCAACAAUAGCUCGCCCACUCCAACCCCCACCCACGAAUGGGACUGGCCCUACCUCUGGGCCGAAUGGGCCAAAGCCUUCGAGUCAAGCCGCAAGCGCGUCCACCUGCCCGAGCUCACCCACAACCUCGAGACCCUGCUCCCGCGCUCCCACUCCCACGACUUGGCCCCAGCGUUCCGGCCCAUGGCCGUCGAGGCGUACACCCAAUAUAAAUGCUGGAUCGAAACGGGAUGCGCGACGGAUCCCGGGGCGGCGAACAUGCGGGCGCUGGAGAGGGAGGCGCGGACGGUGCAGGCGCCGCGGGAGCUGGAGGCGUACCUGUGUCGGGUGGAUGGCUGGGCGCGGAAAAAGAUGUUUUUGAACUUUCGGCUGGAGCCGUUUUACGAUCAGAAGCUGGUGGAGGAGUAG